ACAGGAAGGUCACACCAUCCCCCACCAUCAUCAGGAUAAAGAAACCAAUGAUAUAAAAGUUGAGGAAAAUGAGAUUGAUGUCAAGGGUAAUCGCGAGUCUACGGCGGAGACGGGAAUGAAGGUGACCAUUAAGGAGGAGGAAUAUCCUGUAACUAUAGGCACAGGUUAUAAAACAGAAGACGGCCUCGUACAAUAUUCUUCACAAUUAAACCAGGUUGCUCAAAAUGUACAUCUUGCUGUAGAUCAAAGGCCACAGAAACCUAGGAAUCCGUAUCUAUGUUCCGAAUGCGGGAAAUGUUUCUCACAGAAAGGAGACCUUCUUAGACACCAGAGAAUCCACACGGGUGUGCGUCCUUUUUCAUGCUCCGAGUGCGGGAAAUGUUUCACUCAGAAAGGAGACCUUCUUGCGCACAAGAGAAGACACACGGGCGAGCGUCCCUUCUCAUGCUCGGACUGCGGGAAAAGUUUCACUCAGAACGGAGACCUUACAAGACACCGGAGGAUCCACACGGGGGAGCGUCCUUUUUCGUGCGCAGAGUGCGGGAAAUGUUUCACUCAGAAAGGAGUCCUUACUGCACAUCAGAGACGUCACACGGGCGAGCGUCCUUAUUCGUGUUUAAAGUGUGGCAAGCGUUUUGUCCAAAAAGGACAACUUCUUACCCACCAGAGAACACACGUGGGGGAGGACCCUGCUUUAUGUUUGUAGUGCGGGAAAUGUAUUACUGAGAAUAGAGCAAUUGUUACACAGAAGGGAAGUCACAUGGGUGAGCUUCUGUUCCCUAAAUCUUCUGUUUUGAGGUCCACUUGAUACAAAGUCUUCCUUCACCUUGUAUAUCUCUCCUGGUGGAUGAAAGGGACCUUAAUGACUAUUGUAUAAUCAAGUAGUAUUCAUAACAGAACUAUUCAUCCUGUGAAUCUACAUACACAUUUGUUCUCUGAGGCAAUAACAAAAGUUAUUAGGCUAUUUUUCCCCCAGGCUGAAUUUUUUUCCUCAUAGGCUGGAUAGGGAAAAUACCACAUUAUGGCCACUAGAUGGAGCUAACAGCCACAGGAAACCAAUACGUAUUUUCUAUGAUCAUUAUCUCCAUCUAGUGGCUGAAAUGUAGUAUUUUCAAGAUUUACUUUAUACUGUAUGAAGAAUAGACAUGUGCACUGCCGAAAAAUGUGUUUGUUUAUUAUUUUUGUGGGGUAUUUCCUUAUGAUCGCAAUUUGUAAAAUCGUAAAUUUGAAAAUUUGUAGAUUGGAAAAUUAGAAUAUUCGCAAAUUCAUAAAUUAGAAAAUAAGAAAGAAAA
Rana temporaria (common frog) is the source of this 1292-nucleotide messenger RNA. Its product is annotated as gastrula zinc finger protein XlCGF49.1-like. Gene Ontology annotation, molecular function: RNA polymerase II cis-regulatory region sequence-specific DNA binding; DNA-binding transcription factor activity. Gene Ontology annotation, biological process: regulation of transcription by RNA polymerase II. Bases 116 to 706 code for a protein of 196 amino acids. The transcript has 3 exons. NCBI's taxonomy places the organism in Eukaryota, Metazoa, Chordata, Amphibia, Anura, Ranidae. The record is from RefSeq and is a predicted model, not a curated record.